Molecule: messenger RNA, 2181 nt
Organism: Cottoperca gobio
Lineage: Eukaryota; Metazoa; Chordata; Actinopteri; Perciformes; Bovichtidae
Exons: 8
Coding region: 162-1664 (500 amino acids)
Source: RefSeq, a predicted model, not a curated record
CCUGCCCGAGGACAACCUCCACACUGAAUCCCCCAACAACAGACACCUUUACUACAACUGAACUUCAACAACAUGAUGAGGAAUCUCUGAGGGACUUUUUCUUCUUUUUUCAACCUUAUCAUAUUUGAAUCGUCCUCAACCUCAGGGAUUGUUACAGGAACAUGAGUGUGAAGAGGAAAAAGGCUGGGCUGGUCAUCAGCUGGCAAAAGUCAUUCUCCAUCCUGGCUCCUUGGAGGAAAGUGAAAGGAGACAGAGAUGCGGUACAGGACAGUGAGGUUGUCCUAACCAAAAUGAAGCUCUUCAGCAACUUCCAGGAGAGGCUCCUGAUGGCCGACGACUCCGCUUCCACCUUCUCCACAGUGUCGGUUUCAGAGCAGAACAUCUCGGACCCCACCAAAGCCUCUGAAGUGAAUUACAAUCUUGAUGACAAGUUGGGGCCAGACUACGUGGCCACCAUUUUCUCAGACUCUAAACUGCCGAGGUUGUACAAGUUUGAGUCGGAGGACUCUGGAGUAGAGCUGCCCAGUGGAGCUAACUCUCCGUCUACCCCGACAGGCUCUGAGCAGAGCUUCAUUGUCCACAGUCGUGAGUCCUCCUGCAACUCCUGCAACCUAAACUCUGACCCUACAACUCUCCCUGAUGAACUAGUUACAUAUGCACAGAGCUCUGAGAAUAAACAGGCAGAGGACUCAGUGGAUAAUAGUGUGAGCACAGCAGGGGAUACUCAGGAUAAUGUGUUCAUACACUCAGAGGAACUCAGUUCAGCUGUGAGAGCGGAACUUCACAUAGGUGAGGACGUGUCUGAACAGCUCGAGGCCAACAGUGCUGUAAGUGAAAGGACUUGCUUAGAGGACAUGAGGCAUAGGAAGCAAUCCUCAACAGGAGCCUGUGAUGACAUGACGAGCAAUGACUUUGAGCCAGAGCCUAUAAGGAGGAGUGCCACCAUUGACAGCCUGGAGGAGUACAUGGACAAAUGUUGCAGACUUAGCGAGGCACAGCAGGCAAGUUCCAACCCUCUGGGUUCAGGCCUGGGUUACCUGGAGCACAUCUGCCAACUCAUUGAGAAGAUGGGCCAGCUGCAGGAGACCAACCUCCGGCUUCAGAGGUACAUCUGCAGCCUGCAGAAGGACGGCAGGAUGUCUAAGACCAAAGAGGACUUUUUCCAGCAGCACUGCAGCUGUGGUGCAGCUGACCUGGCCACCCAGGACGUUCAGAAGAUACACUCCAGAAAUGAGUUUUUGUCUCCCAGUGGAACCCUGUCUGACCUGUCCACCAUCCAUGAGGUCACCCGGCAUCCGUUCAUAUCAACCAGUAGAGACAUGAGCAGUGAGGGUUUGACACCCGUCCCACUGUGGAGGAGAGGCUUGAACCGUAGCAGUUACACUGAGGGGGAGGUACGCUUCCUCGUGGACAGCACCGAAGCACUCUCCAUUCCCCAGCGCAGGCUAAGUGAAAACUAUACAUGGGGCCGAGUCAAAGACCUGGUGAGGAAAACUAAGUUGAGGAACCAAAGCAGGCUGGGACUGACUCCCACCCCACUGAAGAUGUCCUGCCCACAACUCUACAUGCCUGAUCUGGAACCAGAAGAACCUGCUGGCAGAAACAGGAACUCCAUGAUUGCCUUGGGUCACCAGAGCAAAUUGGAAUUCCCUUGGCUACAAUAAACACCCAGACCAGGUCCUGUUAGUCUCACAUGGAGAAGAGGAGGACGCCAUGUAGGUACAUAGAGAUGAUUCAAGACUGGAAAAUAAACCAUGAAGAAGGAAAAGAAGGGAAUGAAGAAGAAGGAAAAAACUGACGUAUUAAAGGAAAGGACUUCUGCAUCAGAGAUGUUUUUGCUGCAUGUAAGGGUGAAAAGUGUUUACGUGAAACUCAAACUGUAUAUGCGGUGUACAUGUUCGCACAAAAUUAAGAUGAGGCUUAUGUGUAAUAUGAUCUACACUGACAUAAUUUAACUGCAUUAUACAUUCUCUGUUGAUAAUAUUGACAUUUAUAUAGUUUCCAUUAGAAUGCGUCAAAAUCUGUAACAAUCCAACUAAUAUGAAACAUACACAUAUUUCAUAACUUUUUAUUGUAUAUGAUAUUGUAAAUGUUAUAAACAAUUGAGAGUCUGCUUUGUAUAGUGUGUGUGUAAUGUUGCUUAAGAGAACAACAUUACCGAAACCAAUAAAUCAAGAAUAA